CGCCCGGAAGGUUGCGGGAUUCGUGCACAGUACUCCCAUUUUCCAAUCACCUCGAUCGUCGACGCAUCGACAGGAACAUGUCGCCCGCGACGAACACCCACCAGACACAGGAGCUCGCGGACGAGUGCUUCUUCAAUGGCUGUAUCAACCCGAUCGUGAUCGGCGACAAGUGCGAGUUCCACCGCCGCCGUGGCAAGUGUUUGGUCGACGAUUGCCGCAAUCAAGUGUACGCGCGCCACCUGUGCGUGCGCCACGGCGGCAAGCGGCUGUGCCAGUUUCCAGGAUGCAGCGCGAACGCGCGAAGCGGCACGCUGUGUUGUCGACACGGCCUCCGCAGUCGCAAGAAACAAUGCGCGAUCGACGGAUGCACCAAAGUGGCCCACGCCCGUCAACGCUGUGUGCGCCACGGCGGCGGUCGCAUGUGCAGAGUCGACGACUGCAACACCCAUGCGCGGAUUGGAGGGUACUGCUGCCGCCACUCGGCGCUGCAGUCGCCGCGAAAAGACGAACUAGCGCCGCAUUCGAUUGUCGUGGAAGGCGAUACGUGGGAUAUCUCGCCUCGUCCGUUUGAUGCAUGGGAAGGGUAUUGCAUCUUGGACCCAGCGCUCGGUUGCUUUUCCGAAAUGGACAACUUGCUCAAUGCCGACGAACUCCUCACAGACGUGCAGUGCGUUUUCGAGACAUAGCCGGCCAUGGACGUGCCAAUCCUUUGAUUUAUGCUGCUGUAAUCUAGUUUCACUUGUGCCUUUCUUGACGUUUGUCAUGGCGUUC
This is a messenger RNA of Aphanomyces invadans, 771 nucleotides long. RefSeq lists its product as hypothetical. The transcript has a single exon. Lineage: Eukaryota; Oomycota; Saprolegniomycetes; Saprolegniales; Verrucalvaceae. The record is from RefSeq and is a predicted model, not a curated record. Bases 78 to 686 code for a protein of 202 amino acids.